This is a messenger RNA of Effrenium voratum, 701 nucleotides long. The record is from the annotation of a GenBank genome assembly. NCBI's taxonomy places the organism in Eukaryota, Dinophyceae, Suessiales, Symbiodiniaceae.
UCAAUUUCGGCCACGGCGCGCAGAGAAGCCCCACUGCGCGCAUCGGCCCGCCCGAAAACCUACGGGCGCUUCCGGAGAUGGCCCGCCUACGCUCUACCUUGCAGCUGAUUGCCGUGUUCAUAUUUAGCCAGCUUCAUGCCGCCUCCUCCUUGCGUUCUGAACCCAGGGAUGAGUCGCCUGUGGUGCUCAACGAAGACCUUUGUGGCAGGCCGGAGGCUCCGCGCAUGGAGAGCCAGUCCCCCGCCACCGAUGGCAUGUUCCAGGACGCGCGAUUGAUCGGCUCCUUCGCGCUGGGCAUCGCCUUCAUGCACGCCAUGGAGGUGCUGAAACCAGGCAGAGGUACAUCGCGAAAGUUCGAGCUCUACCCCUAUGUGCUGUGAAGCAGACACUGGGGCGGAGUCCUGGCGCACAUUGCCCGUUUUCACGUCCUCUGCAUGCAGAUGCAGAGGGAGAUCGCAAGGGAGGAGAUUUCCCUGGCCACAUGGAAAGAUGUCACCCUCUGUGGCGGCUCGCAGCCUCCUCGCAAUGCGACCAGGCUGUGAGGGACAAUGCCGCACAUGGCAUUCGUGCAUGGCAUUGGGAGCUGGCUGAUUCUUGAGUCGGAAUGCAAAAGCACUGGUAAUGUUGUUGGUUCACUUGCAAAGCAGACCAAUGAGGAUGGCGUGCUUUCGGAAGCUCAGGGAAUUGCACCAUGUCUUGCA